AUGCUUGUACUAGUUAUUGGUGAUUUUCAUAUUCCUAAUCGGUCACCAAAAUUAUCUGAAAAGUUUCGGCAGCUUUUGAUUCCUGGGAAAAUCAAUCAGAUAAUAUGUUUGGGUAAUCUUACGAGUCCCUCUAUAUACGACUAUUUAAAGCAUGUAUGCGCAGACCUUAAACUGGUGAGAGGAGCCUAUGAUAUAGAUAGCAAGUCGCCGAUUGCUGGAAAGCUGACUUUGGGCUCUUUUAAAGUGGCAUAUACGAGCGGGCAUUUAAUUGUCCCUCAGGACAGUCCUGAAGCUCUAAGUAUACUGGCUAGAGACAUGGAUGCUGAUAUCGUUCUUUAUGGAAACACUCACAAAUUCUCUGCAUUUGAACUGGACAAUUGCUUUUUCGUGAAUCCGGGUUCUGCCACUGGAGCACCAACCGUAUCGGCUGCGAAUGAUGAUACCAAAAUAACACCCAGCUUCGUGCUGAUGGAUGUUCAAGGAGCUGUUCUGAUCUUAUAUGUUUACAGGAUUUUUGAUGGAGAAGUCCGAGUAGAAAAAAUGCAGUAUAGAAAGCCAGAAUAA
Messenger RNA from Schizosaccharomyces osmophilus, 564 nucleotides. RefSeq names its product retromer complex subunit Vps29 (gene vps29). The transcript has 2 exons. Gene Ontology annotation, cellular component: endosome; retromer complex. Gene Ontology annotation, biological process: intracellular protein transport; retrograde transport, endosome to Golgi. The coding region runs from base 1 to 564 and encodes 187 amino acids. Lineage: Eukaryota; Fungi; Ascomycota; Schizosaccharomycetes; Schizosaccharomycetales; Schizosaccharomycetaceae. The record is from RefSeq and is a predicted model, not a curated record.